Messenger RNA from Synchytrium microbalum, 2379 nucleotides. RefSeq lists its product as uncharacterized. The transcript has a single exon. Lineage: Eukaryota; Fungi; Chytridiomycota; Chytridiomycetes; Synchytriales; Synchytriaceae. The record is from RefSeq and is a predicted model, not a curated record. Bases 1 to 2379 code for a protein of 792 amino acids. Gene Ontology annotation, cellular component: nucleus; cytoplasm.
AUGUGGGCACUCAAAGCACUAGGCAGCCUUGUAUUCUCACAGGAUGAUGGCGGCCAGGGAACUAGUCUCCUCCAACUGCAAUCAGGACUCUUCAAUAAGGUCAAUCCGCUUCAAUUCAAGAAUCCAACACAAUGCAUCUUCAAGGAGGCCUCUGCUACUAUACAGAAGACAACCAUGCCAUUCCAUUAUCAACUAGUCAUAUCUAGGAUUUACGAAGACGGCGAACAGGAACUAGAUGAAAUCGAUCCUGAUCGUCUCGACGCUGAACAGGCAUUCCUCAUUGAUGAAAAGUUGGGCUUUAGGCUCGUAUCUCGCUCAAAUAAUCAUAAAUCGAUACUAUGGAAGGAUCCUGGUGAUGAUACGGGCUCCCAGCUGUUGGAAUUCGUCAUUGACUCCUCUAUAAACGACCCAACUAUUGUCGCUUUCGAAUCUCUGCUCUACCAAUGCAUGUUUGAACUCAAACACGGCUCCAGUCAGGGCGAUGUACAUACUUAUAUGGCAAACCAAAAGGCUGCUGGUGGUGCCAGUCCCGCCCACACACCCAUAAAACAGCAAACCCCAUCAAAACACACACCACUUGCUCGAUUUGACUCGUCAGCGUCUCCAGUAUCAUCUCCACUAGCAAAUAAAAAGCCAGCAUCGAGAUCAUCGGACUUGAGGUCUUUUCUGGCCGUCAAGUCAGAACCAUCAUCAUCAUCGACACCUGCCAGUCAACCAAAAGGACUCGUCGGAGGUGUAGCACCCAAUAUAAAGUCACAAGCAGGUCCCUCUGGAACUUCGUUGAUCAAAAUAUUGAAUGCUCCACUAUACUUGUACCACCCAGAACUCAAUCAAUUCAGUCCUACACAUCCGUCCGUCACGCUCGAAUUGGUACAGACUGCUCCAUAUACAUUCUACUUGGUAAUCACUGAUAGAGGAGCACCCGUAGUAUCGCAGAUUAUAAAUGAUACCAUGUCACCCACCUUCAACCGUGAAGCGCAGUCCUUUGUCUGGAUUUAUACCGAACCAGACACUCGUAUUAUAUAUUCCCUUUCCAUCAAAUUCCCAGACUCGCCUUCCGAAACUGCAUUCAAGGACAUGCUGGGUAAAUGCAUGUACGAAACAAAUCAUCAUGAAGCCUUUGGUAAAGUAAAACAGGAUGAACAACGAUAUCUAAUCGAUGCAUAUGAAGAAGAUACUGUCAUGGAGGACGCAUUCGCUAAAUUGGGUGUCAAAGAUGAUGAAGACGAUGAAGAGGAAGAAGACGAAGAGUCUGGUGACAAUGACGAAGAAGAAGAAGAAGUCGAAUACGAAGAAGAUUCUCCGUCCACCACUCGUGGCGGUGACAAGAACUCGGCUCUAGCAGUAGGAUAUAAAUACGAUCGAUCUUUUGUUGUACGAGGCAACCGCAUAGGUGUUUUCAAGCAUACAGACGAUAAUCGACUCGAAUUUAGCACUACCAUCGACAAUGUCCGAGACAUGAACAACAAAACCUUCUCGCCCCGAAAAGUAAUGCUACACGAACAGGACUCGUCUAUGCUCAUAAUGAAACCGAACGAAGAGCAUUCGAUAUUCCGCAUGGAUCUGGAACGUGGUCGUAUCGUAGAAGAAUGGAAAGUAGACGACACAAUUCCCGUAGAUAGCAUAUUGCCAGAUUCCAAGUUUGCCCAACUCACUCCACAAAAGACCUUUAUCGGUAUCAACCACAAUACUAUAUUCAGAGUCGAUCCUCGAUUGUCGGGUAAUAAACGAGUAGACGCAGAGACCAAACAAUAUGUCACAAAGAAUGACUUCUCAUGUGCCGUCACUACCGGUAAAGGAGAAUUGGCGGUAGCAUCUAACAAGGGUGAUAUCCGUCUUUUCAACAAGCUCGGAUUGAGAGCCAAGACUCAACUCCCUGGAUAUGGUAAUCCUAUAAUAGGUAUCGACGCUACAGCAGAUGGUAAAUUAAUUGUAGGAACCUGUAAGAACUAUCUGUUAUUGCUUACUGUCGUCACGGAAAGUGGUGAAUCUGGCUUCCACAAACCCAUGGGAAGUGAAAAGCCCACACCUCGAAUGCUCAAACUAAAACCAGAACAUGUAGCAUGGAUGGGUGUAGAAGUCUCAUUUACUCCAGCUCGCUUCAAUACAGGUGAAGAUACACAGGAAAAGACUAUUGUCACAUCAUCAGGUCCAUAUGUCAUUACCUGGAAUCUCAAACGUGUACUUAAAGGCGCGUUGAAUGAGUAUCACAUCAAAAAGUAUGACGAUACAGUCAUAUCUGAUCAAUUCAGACACGGAUCUGAUGAUUCUAUUAUUGUCACCCUGCCUGAAAAUGUCGAGAUGAUUAAUAAGAAGAAAUUGUCUACACCACAAAAGCUCUUGAGGAGUCGAAGGUCUAUCGUAAACUCUCCUUAUUGA